Lizanozyma spartinae is the source of this 1764-nucleotide messenger RNA. It is a transcript of the gene HIP1, whose product is annotated as Hip1p. Lineage: Eukaryota; Fungi; Ascomycota; Pichiomycetes; Serinales; Debaryomycetaceae. The record is from RefSeq and is a predicted model, not a curated record. Gene Ontology annotation, cellular component: membrane. Gene Ontology annotation, biological process: amino acid transmembrane transport. The transcript has a single exon. Bases 1 to 1764 code for a protein of 587 amino acids. Gene Ontology annotation, molecular function: amino acid transmembrane transporter activity.
AUGAGUGACACCACGAUUUCAAAGAAGAACUCGGUGUACUCACAGGACAUCGAGCACCUUAACUUCUCUAAAACCGAAUCAAACCAGACACCAUACCCCAAUAAACAUGAACUUUCCGAAGGAUCCAAAUGGUCUCGUUUUAGAGACUCUUUCAAGCCAGCGCAGGUAUCGUAUGAACUUGAUAGCGAAGGCAAUCAAGUUAUACAAACACAAGGUGCCUUGAAAAGAGAUUUACAAUCAAGACAUUUACAAAUGAUUGCUAUUGGUGGAUCCAUUGGUACUGGGCUCCUUAUUGGGCUGGGUGGAUCAUUAGCUACAGGAGGUCCAGCUUCCUUAUUAAUUGCUUGGGGUCUUGUGGGUACUAUGGUUUUUUGCACAGUCCACAAUCUAGGUGAACUUUGUAUUGAGUAUCCUGUCAAUGGUGCUUUUUCUGCUUAUGCUACGAGAUUUGUGGACCCAUCUUGGGGUUUUGCUGUUGGCUGGAAUUAUGCCUUAAUGUGGUUGAUUGUCCUUCCUUUGGAGUUAGUUGCUGCCGCCUUAUGUAUCAAAUAUUGGAACUCAGAUAUAAAUCCAGUGGCUUGGGUCGGAAUAUUCUACAUUGCAAUCGUUAUUAUUAAUGUGUUUGGAGUAAGAGGUUAUGGUGAAGCCGAAGUCAUUUUAGUAUCUGUCAAGGUGAUGGCCAUUGUCGGUUUCAUUAUUCUUGGUGUUGUCCUUGUAUGUGGUGGUGGACCAACAGGUGAAUUCAUUGGAAACAGAUACUGGAAAAAUCCUGGUGCUUUCAAUCAUGGUUUUAAAGGGGUUUGCUCAGUUUUUGUUACCGCCUCUUACUCUUUAGCCGGUACUGAGAUGGUAGGUUUGGCAGCUGCCGAAACUAGAAAUCCAAAAACCACAUUGCCAAAAGCCGUGAAGCAAGUGUUUUGGAGGAUCAUCUUUUUCUAUAUUCUUUCCCUUACAUUUAUUGGAUUACUAGUACCAUAUGACUCACCGGAACUUUUGGGAAACUCUGGAUCUUCAGCUUCCCCAUUUGUUAUAGCCAUCAAAAGUGGAGGUAUCAAAGUAUUGCCAUCGAUUUUUAAUGCUUGUAUUUUGAUUUCCAUUACCUCUGUAGGAAAUGGUGCUGUUUACGGUUGUUCUAGAACAUUACAAAGUCUUGCAGAACAAAGUCUUGCUCCAAAAUACUUAGGAUACAUUGAUUCUAAAGGUAGACCAUUGGGGGCUUUGCUUACAUCAUUAGGAUUCGGCUUGUUAUGUUUCCUUUCGGCUUUGAGCAAUGUAAGUGAAGUCUUCAAUUGGAUGUUGAGUGUUUCUGGUCUUGCUACUAUUUUCUCCUGGUUCAGUAUAAACUUAGCUCAUUGGAGAUUUAGAGGUGCUUGGAAACAAAGAGGCAGGACUCUUGACCAGUUACAUUUCACAAGUUUAACAGGUAUUGGAGGUUCCAUAUACUCAAUGGCUUUUUUGACAUUGGUUUUAGGAGUUCAAUUUUGGAUAGCUUUAAUUCCUGUUGGGAGUUCGAAGCCUAAUGCAAAAAAUUUCUUCCAGAACUAUUUAGGAGUGUUGGUGAUUAUUGUUUUCUACAUUGGUCAUAAGACAGUGACAAAGAAUUGGAAAAUGAUUAUUUCAUUGGAAGAUAUAGACAUCGACACUGGUAGAAGAUUCAACAAUGCAGAACUAAUGAAGUUGGAGAAAGAAAGCGAGGAGGAGGUUGUGGUUGGCGAGGGCAGACUACGUAAGUUCCAGAAUAUCUGGAGACUCAUCUCCAAGUAA